UACCAGUUCGAAUCGCGGACAAAGCUUCUUAUUUUCGCACUCUAUAAUCCAUUGAUAUGCACAGUCCAAGCUCAGUCUGAAUCACAAAAUCUGCUGAAGAAAAUCGGAAAAUUCGAGAAUCUUAAAAAUUGAAUAAUGAGCAGAGGAAGCGGAGGCGGCUAUGAUCGUCACAUCACGAUCUUCUCUCCCGAAGGUCGACUCUUCCAAGUCGAAUACGCAUUUAAGGCUGUAAAGGCUGCCGGAAUCACCUCCAUUGGUGUUAGAGGAAAGGACUCCGUUUGUGUUGUUACUCAGAAGAAAGUUCCGGAUAAGCUACUGGAUCAGACUAGUGUAACCCAUUUGUUUCCCAUCACCAAGUAUAUUGGAUUAUUGGCUACUGGAAUGACAGCUGAUGCCAGGACACUUGUCCAACAGGCUAGGAAUGAAGCAGCUGAGUUUCGCUUUAGAUAUGGAUAUGAAAUGCCAGUGGAUGUGCUGUCUAGAUGGAUUGCAGACAAAUCUCAGGUCUAUACCCAGCAUGCGUAUAUGAGACCUCUUGGAAUAGUUGCAAUGGUGUUGGGCAUUGAUGACGAGAAAGGGCCUGAGCUCUUCAAGUGUGAUCCUGCUGGUCACUUUUUUGGUCACAAGGCAACCAGUGCUGGAUCAAAAGAACAAGAAGCAAUCAACUUUCUUGAGAAGAAAAUGAAAAAUGACCCAGCUUUCUCCUAUGAUGAAACUGUACAGACUGCAAUUUCUGCACUUCAAUCUGUUCUACAGGAGGAUUUCAAGGCCAGUGAGAUCGAGGUCGGUGUUGUGAGCCAAGAAGAUCCAGUCUUUAGAGUGCUGUCAACUGAGGAGAUCGACGGGCACUUGACAGCUAUCAGUGAGCGUGACUAAAUUAGCAAUGGAGUAACCAUCUAUUUAGUCAAAAAUCCAGCCCGGUACUGAAAAUUUUGUUAAUUUUUAUACGCUUAGAAUGCUGGGCUAAAAAAAUUGUUCUGAUGCAACGUUCUCUGAAAUAGCUCGAUUUCAUUAUACCCGUAACCUGUUGCCUGCAAGUUUUCCCUAAUUUGAUGGGUAUUGUGCCGUUUGAAGUUCUAGAAUACUGAUUUACCACCAACUUUGAACACUCUUCACACUUCAUUUUAAUGUUAUACUGGAAACAUUUUUCUUUGAAAAUGAAAAUAUUAUGAAUGUGAAAUUAUACGAUUU
Messenger RNA from Ipomoea triloba (trilobed morning glory), 1191 nucleotides. RefSeq names its product proteasome subunit alpha type-6-like. The transcript is spliced from 9 exons. Gene Ontology annotation, cellular component: nucleus; proteasome core complex, alpha-subunit complex; proteasome core complex. NCBI's taxonomy places the organism in Eukaryota, Viridiplantae, Streptophyta, Magnoliopsida, Solanales, Convolvulaceae. Gene Ontology annotation, biological process: ubiquitin-dependent protein catabolic process. The record is from RefSeq and is a predicted model, not a curated record. Bases 136 to 876 code for a protein of 246 amino acids.